CCUUGUCCUGGAUUGUUGUGUCCCCGGGACUCUUAGGUGCCAUUCCGCAAGUUUGGGGUCUGGAGACCCUGGAGAAACCCCAGGCCCGUGCCAGGAGUUACAUGAAGGUGUUUCCGUUUGUGGUAAUCGGUGUGGGACGGUUGUCCCAGGACCUGGUAGCGAGGUGUGCACACGCUGGAGUUAACACCCGGCCAGAACUAUUCAGGAAAGGAGCGGUCCCUUUGUUUCGGUUGGGAACAAGGAGCAGGGGCACAGGAGUCAGGACCGGAACGACUGCCUGAGAAGUUGGGUGUCUCUUGUGGUGGGAAGCUUGGAUGUGAGCAGGGACGUGACAUUACCAAGCACCUCAUUGGAUCCACCCCGCUAUAGCAUGAAGUGUAGACUGCGGGUUCAGGGAGGAGGCUACUGUCAUAGUCUCGGUGAGGGUUAUUGGACCAGGGCCCUGGCUUACAGGUCGUUGGAGUCGGGAUGUGUGUUUUAAGAAGUGACAACUCUAUUUUCUAAUGUUUCACCCUGUCACAGGGUGAAACAGGAUUCAGGGAUACUUCCAGGGUUUUGUUCACAUGGACAUGGGGAGGAAGCUCAGUCAACGGAGAUGAGGAAGCUGGUAGUUUGAGUGAUGGGUGGGCAGGAGAUGUUUUGGGAGCACUGAGUGGACGCAUUAAGUAGGCAGCCAACACACAGCUCCGGAAAUCUGGGGAGGGGUUCAGAAGGGAGACCUCUAAAAAUAUCGUGGCUGCUGUGUGGGCCCAGGCGAGUGAGCUGGGAGUCACAUCUGCGAGGAGCAGUCUUCUGGUUAUGCUGGUAGAGCGAUUAUGGUGCCAGGAAGAAGGGGGGAGAAAGGGAGUUCGGGCUCGAUACCUGGGUGAUGGUGUGACUUGAGAGAUGAGGGAUGUAAUGGCCAUGAAGGGAGAGUGUGUGGGGACAGGAUGCACGGGCAGGUGGCCGCGGUUUCUGGCAGAAGAGUAGACGCGAGAGGGAUGCAGAGGCUGAGGAGUGACAAGAGCAAGAGGACGACAGUCAGGCCUGAGCCUGUGGAGCUUCUCCACUCUGCGAACUCUGCCAGGAUGUGUGAGGACGUUGGUGCAGCCGGGGCGAGGCGGAAGGGUUCGUUCAUGCUGGAGGGUAAGGUCACCUGUGACCUGCUGACCUGGUCACCUGUGACAGACACUAGGUCCUGCCGGUCUGAGGCAGGGUGGCCUGCACAGAAGGAUCUUGGGGCUGCCACCACUAGUGGAAAACACGACAGGUCUAGAGUGGCGUUGGAUCCUGUUUGUCUCUACCGAGCACACUCUGGAAGCUGGUGCUCACUGUGGUGUGAGGCCAAGAGCGAAGACCCCUGUGAUGCCCUAUCUUUGUGUGUGCUGAAAGGCGGAGGGACUCACUUGGCCUAGUGGACGUUCUCCUCCUUCCUCUUCUGCUGCCGGUGAGGUUUCCGGGCCACACAGCCUUCUCCUCGAAGGUGCGUGUGCUGAUUAGCCCUUCGUGUGGGUUUCAGUUCCCUGCCAGCCCGUGGAGUGACUCAGAUGGGCCGAUCACGUCCUCUGACAAAGCAGGAGACACCCCACCCUCUCUAUCCAAUGAAGCCUGCAUCCUCCGGCUCCUGAUUGUUCGCUCUUUUUUCUUUUUUUUUAAUUUUUUUAACGUUUUUUGUUUAUUUUUGAGACAGGGAGGGACAGAGCAUGAACACGGGAGGGUCAGAGAGAGGGAGACACAGAAUCUGAAACAGGCUCCAGACUCUGAGCUGUCAGCACAGAGCCCGACGCGGGGCUCGAACUCAGGGACAGCGAGAUCAUGACCUGAGCCGAAGUUGGCCGCUCACCUGACUGAGCCACCCAGGCACCCCAUGUUCACUCUUUCAGAACACAACAACCACGCUCUGGGCCCGUCUGGGUGCAGUGUCCUCCUCUCCCAGGCGGUGAAUACCUGGCAGGGUGACCUUCGAAGACGUGGCCGUGUACUUCUCCGGGGAGGAAUGGGGUCUCCUGGACGAGGCUCAGAGAUGUCUGUACCAGGAUGUGAUGCUGGAGACCUUGGCCCAUAUAACCUCCUUGGGCUGCUGGCAUGGAGCAGGGGACGAGGAGGCACCCGAGCAGAGCGUUUCUGUACAAGGAGUGUCACGGGGCAGGACUUCCAAGGCGGCUGUGUCCUCCCAGAAGGCCCCCCCUCGUGAGGUGUGUGUCCCGGACUUGAGGGAACUUUUACAUUCGACCGAGCACCACGCGACACCUGGUGGACAGAAACUGCACAAGAUGGGGGCGUGUGACAAGCAGGUGUAUUUCGACACAGACCUUGCGCACCAGCAGCAGCGCACUGGAGAGAAAUGCUUCGGGAGCAACAGGGGCGGAGCCUCUUCUUGGAAGGACUACACAUUCUGUGUGUCCGGGAAGCCCUUUUCCUGUGGCGAGGUUGUGAGGGACUUGUUGGCGAGCUCGAGAUUCCUCCCGGAUCGGGCCACACACGCCAGGGAGAAGUCAGACAGGAGAGCUGAGUGCGGGGCGGCCUCUCACGGAAGGAGAACUCCGUGCACCUCGGGAGAGGGCGCCAAGGACCUCACUUGCAGACACACCCUUGUUCGUCACCAGAGACACCUCAGCAGAGAGAGAUGCUUCAUGUGCAGUGAAUGUGGGAAAUCUUUUAGCAAAAGCUACAGCCUCAGUGACCACUGGAGAGUGCACACUGGGGAAAAGCCUUAUGAGUGUGGGCAAUGUGGGAAGUCCUUUAGGCAAAGCUCCAGCCUCAUUCAACACCGGAGGGUUCACACUGGAGCAAGGCCUCACGAGUGUGACGAAUGUGGGAAAUUAUUUAGCAACAAGUCCAACCUCAUUAAACAUCGGAGAAUUCACACCGGAGAACGGCCGUACGAGUGCAGCGAAUGCGGGAAGUCCUUCAGCGAGAGCUCUGCGCUCCUUCAACACCGGAGUGUGCACACUGGAGAGAGGCCUUAUGAGUGCAGCGAAUGCGGGAAGUUCUUUACCUACCACUCCAGCCUCAUAAAACACCAGAGAGUUCACUCAGGAUCAAGGCCCUACGAGUGCAGCGAAUGCGGAAAAUCCUUUACUCAGAAUUCCAGCCUCAUCGAACACCGAAGAGUCCACAGCGGAGAAAGGCCUUAUAAGUGCAGCGAAUGUGAGAAAUCCUUUAGCCAAAGCUCUGCGCUUCUUCAACAUCGGAGAGUUCACACUGGAGAGAGGCCUUAUGAGUGCAGCGAAUGUGGGAAAUUCUUUACUUACAGUUCCAGUCUCCUAAAACACCAGAGAGUACACACUGGAUCGAGGCCUUACGAGUGCGCUGAAUGUGGAAAAUCCUUUACUCAGAACUCUAGCCUCAUUAAACACAGGAGAGUUCACACUGGAGAAAGGCCUUAUGAGUGCAGCGAAUGUGGGAAGUCCUUUAGCCAUAGCUCCAGCCUCAUUAAGCACCGGAAAGUGCACACCGGGUAAGGGCUUGAGGAGUACGGUGAAUUUGGGAAACGUUUACACGUGUCUUCCAUUUCAGUGACCGUUCAAAUAUUCACACCAGAAAAAAGGCUUUAUGAGUUUUGAAGGUGGGAAAUAUUUACGUCCGUGUCCAAGCUCCUAAAACACCACAAUGUCACAUCAGAUGAAGGCCCGGGAAUGUGGCCUAUGGGAGAAGGGGCUGACUGAAGUCUAGCCUCGGUGCACUCCAGAGAACUCACACUGAAGAAUGGCCUUAGAAAUGCAGUGACUGUGAGAAAGCCUUCAGCCAAAGGA
Molecule: messenger RNA, 3734 nt
Organism: Acinonyx jubatus (cheetah)
Lineage: Eukaryota; Metazoa; Chordata; Mammalia; Carnivora; Felidae
Product: zinc finger protein 154-like
Exons: 3
Coding region: 2022-3443 (473 amino acids)
Biological process (GO): regulation of transcription by RNA polymerase II
Molecular function (GO): RNA polymerase II cis-regulatory region sequence-specific DNA binding; DNA-binding transcription factor activity, RNA polymerase II-specific
Source: RefSeq, a predicted model, not a curated record